AUGGGAGGUUUAUAUGGGUUUCCAGUGAGCGCUUCGGGUGGAUAUAUGAAAAUUGGAUACAGAGGAAUUAAGUGGACAAACCCUUCCAAUGGACUCAAUUCCAAGGUAAAAACCAAGUACACACCAGAAAGUGAGAACAAUGUUCCAUUGUUUGGCUUAAAGUUGAUAAAGAAUUUUGUCAGAACCCAUCUUCCUCAAAUCGACAAAAUUGAAGCUACAAGAUUAUGCUGGUAUUCAGACACAGAAGACAACGAUUUUCUCAUUUCGUACUGCCCAUACUACGAAGACAAGUCGUUAUUUGUGGGCGCUGGAGAUUCAGGACAUGCUUUCAUGAUGUUUGGAGUGUUGGGCGACCAUAUCAAAGACAUCAUUUAUGGAGAAGAAAAUCCAUUUUUGACAGACUUGUUUUCGUGGUCCAGAAAAAGAGAGCCUCUAAACCGGAUCAAUUGGGGCUUGGAGGAUCCCAGAGCUUUACAAAAUGUCAAGAUGGCUACUCCAAGAGACUGGUAUAUCGGUCCUGAAGAAGAGUUAAGUAAACUAUAA
Messenger RNA from Meyerozyma guilliermondii ATCC 6260, 543 nucleotides. RefSeq lists its product as uncharacterized. The record is from RefSeq and is a predicted model, not a curated record. Lineage: Eukaryota; Fungi; Ascomycota; Pichiomycetes; Serinales; Debaryomycetaceae. Bases 1 to 543 code for a protein of 180 amino acids. Gene Ontology annotation, molecular function: flavin adenine dinucleotide binding; sarcosine oxidase activity. The transcript has a single exon.